UCAUUCAGCCCACAUGCUGCAUAAAAAAAAGAACAUAGCAUAUACACCCAACAAGGACCAGCGACAUUCUGGUACAUCACGGGACUUUGAGUGGUUAUACCAGGAUGAUGUCUGCAGGAUUGUUUUUACAAGCAGCAGGAGAAGAUGCCCCCCUCCCCCGCUGCCUUCCACAGCAUUCUCGGGCAGUCCCGUGCCAUUGGAGGAACCUGAGAAUGCAGCCGGUGUUUCUGCCAACUGACCAUAGAGCUGAUUGAAGACCACAAUGGUGCCAAUCAUCUCUAUAGUCUAAGAAAUUGAAAGCUACGAGCAU
This is a messenger RNA of Staurois parvus, 310 nucleotides long. Lineage: Eukaryota; Metazoa; Chordata; Amphibia; Anura; Ranidae. The record is from the annotation of a GenBank genome assembly.